Messenger RNA from Cuscuta campestris, 957 nucleotides. NCBI's taxonomy places the organism in Eukaryota, Viridiplantae, Streptophyta, Magnoliopsida, Solanales, Convolvulaceae. The record is from the annotation of a GenBank genome assembly.
GGCGCCAGCCUCAUUCGUCUCCAUUUCCACGACUGCUUCGUCAACGGAUGCGACGCCUCAAUUUUGUUGGACAACAAUGGAACGGCGAUUGUGAGCGAGAAAGGCGCUGCCCCCAACGUUAACUCCGCUAGGGGUUUCGACGUGGUGGAAAACAUCAAGUCCGCCGUCGAAACCGCCUGCCCCGGCGUCGUCUCGUGCGCCGACAUUCUCGCUCUUGCCUCCCAAGCCGCCGUCAAUCUGACCGGUGGUCCUUCGUGGACUGUCAUGUUGGGAAGAAGAGACGGUAGAAAUGCAAAUCAGUCGUUAGCAAACACUUCAAUUCCUGCUCCAACGGAAGGCUUGACAAACAUCAUUCAGAAGUUCACAAACGUUGGACUGAACAGCACCGAUGUUGUCGCAUUGUCGGGCGCGCACACGUUUGGACGCGCACGGUGUGCCACAUUCAGCAACAGACUAUUCAACUUCAACAACACGGGCCAACCCGACCCGACCCUCAACACAACAUACUUAGCCACUUUGCAGCAGGCUUGUCCACAAAAUGGGUCUGGGUCGUCUAAUCUGAACAACCUUGACCCGACAACCCCUGACGGGUUCGACAACAACUAUUUCUCAAACUUGAAGAACAACAAUGGGCUUCUCCAAUCUGAUCAGGAGCUGUUUUCGACAUCCGGUGCGACAACUAUUAACCUGGUCAAUGCAUUCGCUUCAAACCAAGCAACGUUCUUUCAGAACUUUAUUCAGUCCAUGAUCAAAAUGGGAAAUAUUGGCAUUUUGACCGGAACUGAUGGAGAGAUUAGGAAAAACUGCCGUCUCCGAAAUUAAUACGUGUACGCGUUUGACUUUUUUCAUUCAAGUAGAUUCGAAUUGAAUGACAUUUGAUCAUCAAUUGAAUAAAUAUAAUAAAAGAAUGAAAUAAUCUUUUGGUAGUUUUCUGCCAUAUAAAUCUAAUGUGGUUAU